AUGCGCGAUAGCCUGACAGGUGAUGCAGAGUGUUUCUUAGCACAGGGACUGGAAUGGUUCCUGCUGGGGCAUCUGAAGUGUUUCUGUGGAGCGUUCCUGGUGAAGAAGUUGAACCUGUCCAACUGCGUGGCCGUACACAGCCUGGCUCACAUGUACUCCAUGGACAAGCGGGUUCAGGAAGCCGCUGAGAUGAUCAGAAGAGUUAUUUGCGACAAUGAAUUCUACACCCUACCAUUUCACCUGGUGCGAGACUGGCUGUCUGUUAGAAUCACUGUGGACUCUGAGCAGGAGUUAUUUAAAGCCAUUGUUAAAUGGGUGUACGGAGACGCAGGAGAGCGAGAGAAACAUUUUGAGGAGCUGUUUAAGCUCUUGAAGCUGUCACAGAUUGCUCCAACCUAUCUGGCGAGUGUAGCGAGAAAGGAGCCCUUAGUGGCAAAAAGCGCCGCAUGUCAGCAGUUGGUGUCCAAUGCUCUGGAGUUUCAUGCUGUUCACUUUGAGAGCAUCAAGUCAGCCGGUCCUGGCCUCGGUGCCUCCUACGUGGCAUCAUUGCAGCCAUGUCUUGGCUAGAACAUGGAUGUAAUCAUGGUUGUAGGUGGUGGUUCAGAAGGUGAAGAAUAUCUUGAGUGUGUGGGCUACAUUGUUGCAGAGGAUCGUUGGGUGAACCUGCCUCACAUUCACAACUACCUUGAUGGACAUGCUAUGGCAGUCACCGGGGGCCAUGUUGUGGCAGGAUCCAUGGAGCCUGGCUCGGCCAGGACGGUGGAACGCUACAACCCCAGCCUCAACAACUGGGAGGAGGUCAGCAGCCUGCACUCCUUCGGCCUCACAUGUGUCAGAGAUGUGCUCUAUAGCAUAGGAGGUCAUGAUGAUUUCAGUACAGGGUUCAAGGACGUCACUGCCUAUAAACCUGAGCUGGAUGCGUGGAUUACUCUGGAACCGGCACCGACGAUCCUAGGAGAUGUAAAAACAGUGAGUGUAGAGGAUAGAUUUUCAAAUGACUGUUGCAUUCACAACAUUCUAUCACACUGUUGUCCCAGGUACAAAGAAACAGUUGAGCUCACUCAGCAGAAAAUAAGCCAAAACAUUUCUGAUGACAGCCUCCCAAAGGAGGUACUUAACAUGGAAGGAGCUGCUAUCUGCUUCUUUGGAGAAGAUAUCUUCAUCAUUGGUGGAUGGAAGGACAGCAACAACUUGGAUGAACAGUAUUGCAAAGAGGUGUACUGUUUCUCUGCAGAGAAGAAGCGCUGGACUCAGCCUGUACCAGAGACUUUGGCCGAUCGCAUGCAGCAGAUGCAGCAGCUCCAUCAACGUCUAUCCCUGCGGAGGCAGGUGCAUUCUCAGAUUGAAUGUUGA
Cololabis saira (Pacific saury) is the source of this 1353-nucleotide messenger RNA. It is a transcript of the gene klhl11, whose product is annotated as kelch-like family member 11. Lineage: Eukaryota; Metazoa; Chordata; Actinopteri; Beloniformes; Belonidae. Gene Ontology annotation, molecular function: protein binding. The record is from RefSeq and is a predicted model, not a curated record.